AUGGCAUCGACACUUUCCAAAGAGUUUGGGUCAGAUUCUGAGCCUCAGAAUGACAGUCAUCAACACAAAGAUGGUUCUGUGGUGACAACCCUUGCCGAGCCAGAGGAGCAACGGGAGUCCCUGUCGCUGUUUGGUGCGCUUUUCUCUCGGAAACGAAAGGUCGGCCCGGACUCUAUUGCGACGGUUCGAAGUGUGUUCGAUGAUCCCCAGUUGGCGCAAUUUUACCAGCCUUGUGCGGACUACGAGAAUCUGCACAGAUUUGAUCCGGACGAAAGAUGGACUCACCGUGAGGAAGUCUCCGUACGCCGCAAGACCGAUUGGAAUGUUCUCUUGUGGAUUCUUAUCAUGUUCUUUGGUCUCAAUCUCGAUCGGGGAAAUCUAGGAAGUGCCGCGGCUGAUAACCUGCUCGACGAUCUGAAGAUCACCACCAACGAUUACAACAAUGCGCAAAACAUGUAUCGUGUCGGUUUCCUUAUUGCUGAGAUCCCGUCUCAGAUGCUUGGAAAGAGAUUGGGACCAGAUCGUUGGAUUCCCUUUCAGAUCAUCUUGUGGAGUCUGGCAUCCGGCGGCCAGUUCUUUAUGCAGGGUCGCUCGGGCUUCUUCGCUUGUCGAUUCUUCAUUGGCCUGUUCAUGGUGGCUUCAUUCCAGAUUCAAUAUUGUACCUUUCAAAUGCCAUUCCGUCUUGCAUUGUUUUGGUUCACUGAUUCCAUGUCAGGUGUGGUUGCCUCAUUUAUCGCUUAUGGUGUUCUACACAUGCGCGGUGUGGAUGGUCGCGAAGGUUGGCGAUGGCUGUUCCUCAUCGAGGCACUCAUUAGUCUCGUGAUAGGAUUCCUCAGUUUCUUAUUUUUGGUGCCCGGUCCUACCCAGACAAAGACUUGGUGGAACCCUAAGGGAUAUUUCACCGAAAAAGAAGAGAAAAUCAUUGUGAAUAAGGUGUUGCGAGACGAUCCGUCCAAGGGUGACAUGCACAAUCGCCAGGCCCUUUCUCUCAAAAUGUUCUGGCAAAGUUUGAUGGACUAUGACCUGUGGCCGAUUUACAUCAUUGGAAUGAUUUUCGAAAUACCCUCUUCGCCACCGAAGAGCUAUCUGACGCUUUCACUUAAAGGGAUUGGAUUUACCACCUUCGAGACCACUUUGUUGACAAUUCCCGUCACUGUUUUUGCCUCCAUUAAUUUGCUUCUGAUAACCGAAUUGUCCGAGCGUUUGCAACAAGUCUCCUUCGUCGGUCUUCUCGCUCAGAUAUGGACUUUCCCGCUUCUCAUCGUCCUUUACACAUCAGUUGGUUCGCUGUCACACUGGAGCAUGUAUGCGGUUUCGUUCAUUCUGGUGGGCUGGCCAAACCCACAAGCAACACAUGUUGGCUGGUGCUCACGCAUCAGUAAUACUGUCCGAACUCGAAGUAUCAGUGCGGCGCUUUUCAAUGUGACCAUCCAACUUUCCGGAAUUGCAUCCUCCAACAUCUACCGCGCAGAUGAUAAGCCAAACUACCAUCGUGGAAACGGUCAACUCAUCGCUGUAAAUGUCGCUACCAUGGUUGCCUAUGUUCUGGCAAAGUUAUACUACAUGCGCAGGAACCAAUGGAAGAAAGCUCAAUGGGACAGGUUUACCCCAGAGGAGAAGGCAACCUAUCUGAGCACUACUACCGAUGAAGGAAACAAGCGAUUGGACUUCCAGUUCCAUAGCUGA
Molecule: messenger RNA, 1686 nt
Organism: Penicillium verrucosum
Lineage: Eukaryota; Fungi; Ascomycota; Eurotiomycetes; Eurotiales; Aspergillaceae
Product: putative MFS transporter
Exons: 2
Coding region: 1-1686 (561 amino acids)
Biological process (GO): transmembrane transport
Cellular component (GO): membrane
Molecular function (GO): transmembrane transporter activity
Source: RefSeq, a predicted model, not a curated record